GCGCGUCAUUCGUAGUUGAGCCUUGGUCGCAAGCGGACGUACUGUCGGUCGUGCAAGCGUUCGCGUGAACUCCUCCAGCAUCCUUCUUUUUGUUGUUCUUGUGUGUUGUGAUUUUCUGGCGCGCGGGGAGUUGUUGGAGUUGUGCGGUGUACAGAGAGAGAGAGAGUGUGUGUGCUGGCAAAGAACCGCACACAGAAGAGUGCGUGUACAGCACAAAAGAAAGGUUGAGGGAGCUCUGGAGCUCUUCUGCUUUGCUGUGCAGUGGUUGUUGUAGUGUUGUUAUGCUGCUGUUCCUCAUUUCGAAUUAAUUCGAAUGGAAUUGGAAUAAUAAUAAUUGUUGAUUGUGCGUUUCUUUUGAGGCUUAAGGGGAGCGAGCGCGGUGAGUGCUCCGGAAAUCCUGCUGGCUCGAAGUUUUUUCUGUGAAUUGCGUUCUGAAACAGAAGGAAAUCGGGAAUGAAUUAAACCAUCGAAGGGUAAUUGGAUUGUGAAGAAGGAAGCGAAUCCAAUGGAUCGGGUGAUGUGCGAUCUUGAACCAGCAAUACGUGCCCUUUCAUGAAUAUUUAGUGUCCCCGUUUGAAGUUUUCUUCGAGUUGCAGUACCUUGUGGUUCAAUACAUCCAACUAUCGCGAGCUAUCGUCGUAUUGUUGUAUCGAAGUUUGGGUUACGCUUUCAAACGUUAUUCGCACUCUCAGGCUUGAUCCAGUGACUUGUGUGUGGAGGAAUCAGAAGUGUCCACGAGAAUUCCGAACCAACACCAGUGCACAUGUGCCACUGAACGGCCGCACAAUACAGCGAAGUCGACGUCGGAGUUACGGAAGACCAAAAAGUGUGGAAGUGGCAGAAGUAAAAACUUGUUGCGUUCUACUGCUCCAUGCCAGAGCAACAUGUUUACGUGACUUGUACGCCACUAAUACCAUUCUAAGUUGGGGAAAGAAGUUCUGUUGACAACACAUUCAGUGUGAAUAAAAUUCAAAAUAACUAUCGAGUAAAUGCUGAAACUUGAAAGCAAACAAUUGCCAACAUAAACAACGACACCAACUCAACUCAUACAAAAUAGCACGUUCGCCGCGCAAAUUGGAUUACUUAAUGCCAUUUGCUUCGGUUCAAUUACCGCGCGAUCGACUGCGGAGUUCCGUUUUGCGCUAGUGUGAGGGGGUGUACGCAGUGACAAAGUGACCCGCUGGACCCCUGGGUUCCAGACCUCUGAACCAAUUAAGUUGUGCAUGGUUCCGUGAAAUUGUGUGUAGGAAGGUGGAAUGGUGCAGUAAUUGUCGAAAAACAACGCAAGCAACAACGACGACGACGACAACAACACCGGAAGUGACCUGUGGCUGAACUACGCAAACUAUCCACACAUAAGAAGAAAAGGAGGACGAGGAAGAAGAAGAAGCAGAACGAAAACAAGUUCAAGUGUCCUGUCCUGUGUGAACUCGAGCAAGGAUAGGACAAUCUGGCGCUGUUUUGCGUGCCGGUGAAACAACGCCUGCCGUCUGAUUCUUCCGAUGUGAAUGACGCUAGCAAUGGGAUGAUCGGACUACAGGCCGAGCUCGGGGGACCUCCGCCGCAGCUCAUGACAAUGGGCGGCCCACCCGGUGGAGGUCCCAAUGGGCCGGGUAGCCUGUUGCCACCCGGAGCUACCCAUCACCACCCUGGUCCCCCGCCGCAUCUUCAUCCACCAGGAUCUCAACAGCAACAGCAGCAGCAGCAGCAGCAGAUGAAUGGCGGCCGUUCCGGGGGAACUGCCCGCGAGCGGGCCAUGCACGCCGUCGAGUACUACAACAGCAACGUGCUGCGGGCACGCGUUGGUGCGGGACUGGCCGGGCCGAGGAAUUCGGUCCACGAACGGUAUCCGUACAUCCAACGGCACCUGGGGAUGAACGUCGGCGGUGGCGGCGGCAAGCUGGCUCCCCAGAAUUCGGAGAAUCUGUACCGGAGCAAUUCGAGCUUGGAGCUGAUACACGACCACAGUGGAAACCACGACGGGUUGCACCCGGGCCCGGGAACGAACUUGAGGCGCGAGUAUGGUAGUCACGGUUCGAUUGACGUGAUCUCUUCCGAUCGACAUCACGUGGGUCAGAGUACUGGGGAGAGUUUUCUGGCUAUGUUGCAGGAGUAUCGACCGGCGGUGUUUGGGAUGGAACAUGGCCAUCCUGGUCACCACGGACACCACGAGGGUCGUAACGGGGGUAUGAUCUCCUCUGGAGAGGAUAGCUUAGAUCGGGGCAACGCAAGCCCUAAACUGCGAAUGAAGUUCAACCGGUUAUGGUCUUCUUCGGCGGGUCAAGGCGCGAAAGCUGGACGGGGACAAACACAGAGUGCCUCGCUGGAUGAAGCGUCCCUAAAUCCGAACAUUUCGGUCCUCUCGAACGUUAGUGCUACGUCGACCACGACAACGACGGUGUCCUCGGCGGAUAUUGAGGAGCGCCAGCGAAGGCGAGCGUUUGCCCACUUUGACUGUCAGUCGUUGACCGCCAACCUGGGGUACGCGGCGAAACUACGCGGGUUGCUGCUGGCACGGAGACGAAAUACGACGACCGGUGCUUCGGCGGCUGCUACGUACGGGACGAGGUCAUCCACGCCCGAUGGGGACAGUAUAGACGAAGAUUACGGCGAUGGGCAGGGGAACGAACUGCUGGAGAGUUGUCCAUUCUUCAGGAACGAAAUUGGCGGGGAAGAAGAGCGUGAGGUCAGCUUGACCCGCAUGCAGAACCCACUUCCACCGGGUCAACAGCGACGAGCCAUACAUCGACCCGUGCUUGCAUACGGAGUUUCCCUGCUGGAGUGUGGCUUGAACGAAACCCUCUGGAAGGCAAGCACAUGCCCGUACCAGCGCGGGCCCCGACCGAUCGAGCAAAUCGACAACGGUGCGCUGUACUACCGGCAGUGUUUCUUCGGUCAAGAACACCAAAACUGGUUCGGAAUGGACGAACAGCUCGGACCGAUCGCGGUUUCGAUCAAGAAGGAGAAGCUUCCACCAAGUGCAACGCCUGCGAUUACGAUCCACGGAGCGGAUGUUUCACCGGCGACGGGCCAAACUCAGCAACACCUGUACCGGUUGAUCGUGCGAACGUCGGAGUUGCUAACCCUGCGUGGAUCCGUCAUCGAAGACUCCAUCCCGAACCCUCGCGGGCCGGGCAAACACAUCAGUACCAAAGAAAUUCUGGAGUAUGUCGCGCCAGAAGUACAAAUCAGCUGUCUCCGGCUCGGGGUCAACACGCCACAGUGCGAACAGCAGCUGCUGAAGCUAGACGAGCAAGGGCUGACUAACAAGUACAAGGUCGGUAUCCUGUACUGUCGCGCUGGCCAAUCCUCCGAGGAGGACAUGUACAACAACGAAGAAGCCGGUCCUGCAUUCAACGAAUUCCUCGAUACGAUCGGCAAACGGGUCCGAUUAAAGGGUUUCGAACACUACAAAGCAGGUUUGGAUAACAAAACGGACUCCACCGGAACGCACUCCCUGUACGCCAACUACCAGGACUGCGAGAUCAUGUUCCACGUGUCGACAAUGCUCCCCUUCACGCCCAACAAUCGCCAGCAGCUGCUCCGAAAGCGUCACAUCGGCAACGACAUCGUGACGAUCGUGUUCCAAGAACCGGGCGCCCUCCCAUUCACUCCAAAGAACAUCCGCAGCCAGUUCCAGCACGUGUUUCUCAUCGUACGAGCGGUCAACCCGUGCACGGAACACACCCAGUACCGAGUCGCGGUGUCCCGCUCGAAGGAGGUUCCCGUGUUCGGACCACCGGUUCGUCCCGGUGCUCACUACGCCAAGGGCAAACACUUUGCCGAUUUUCUGCUGUCGAAGGUGAUCAACGCUGAGAACGCCGCGCACCGUUCGGAAAAGUUUGCCACGAUGGCCACCCGGACGAGGCAGGAAUAUCUGAAGGAUCUUACCAGCAACUACACCACAGCGACGCUGGUUGACACCGGCCAAAAGUUCUCGAUCUUCCCGAGCAAAAAACGCGAACGUAGCAAACCGAGAUUCUCCGGAGAUUUGACCCAACGGGGUGCGUUCUGCUGGCAGGUCGUCCUACAUGACAGUGGGCAAUCGACGCAGGUCGACUGCUUCCUGGGCAUUUCCGCGGAAACGUUUGUCCUGAUCGAGGAAUGCUCGCGGCAGAUCAUCUUCGUGACGCCGUGCAAGGCGAUUCUGGGCUGGUCAACCAGCCAGAAUUCGCUGCGAGUGUAUCAUCAUCAGGGGGAAUGCGUAACGCUGAAUAUGCGAGACUCUGGAGAUCGGGACGAGCAGCUGGAGGUGAUUGAACGGCUUCGUGCCGUUACGAACGGGUGUGGUGCGUUGGAGCUCAGCUUGAGAAGGAAUCCGAUGGGUCAGCUUGGGUUUCACGUGCAACCGGAUGGCGUUGUGACGCAGGUUGAGAUAUCUGGACAGGCGUGGACUGCUGGUUUGAGGCAGGGAUAUCGAUUGGUGGAGAUUUGCAAGGUUGCUGUUGCGACUUUAUCGCACGAUCAGAUGGUGGAUCUGCUGAAGACCUCCGCGCAGGUAACGGUCACGGUGAUUGAGUCGUUCGCGGACUUUAGUCCUCGUCGUGGAUGUUCUCUGCAGAACUGUCGCUUCAACUCGAUGAAUUACGAAAACGACUACGACACGGUUCCGGAUCGAGCGGACAAAAAUGGCAAGAAGCAUCUACCCAGUGCGCAGCUUCAGUCGGCGAACCACCGAAGAAGGUACGAACGGAAUUUCUCACCUCCGAGGUCGAGCAAUAGCUCGGGUUACGGAACGGGCAGUAGCAGUCGAUCUUUUACCGCACUGAAUGGUGGACAAAAUGGAGCUGCUCCACCGAACGACCACCGAUACGUGCCAGAUAUGGGCACGCUAACCAGCUCAUCCAGUGGUCACUCUUCCAACGACGAACGAUGGUACGACGUGCUAGAUCCGCCCCAAGACACUCCCGCCCCUUCAAUGCCUCCAACCCAAGAACCUCCCAGCUAUCAUCACCCAAAGCUAACCGCCUCCAGCAAUUCCUUGCCCCUCGCCGGCGGAACUCCUCGCCCACUUUCGCUGCACACCGACCCACGCAACCUACCGAACGGAAGCAAUGCCAACGCAAACGCCAACAUAGCCCUGCUCAAGCGACUCAUCAUCAGUGAGAACAACGGCCACGAAAACGGCUCCGGCGAACCGCUGUACAGCAGUUCUAUGAAGAACCUGGCGAACCACCACCAGCUCAGCGCCACCGAAGAAGAGGACCUGUCGCGGCACAACUCUCCCCAGCUCAAGCGAUCGGCCACGACGACAAACAUUUACGGAAUCAACGGCAGAAAGCCAGCGGCGUUGACGGGAGGUGCGUUGAGUUCGAGCAGUACGAAUAGCUCACGGAACAACAGUCCCCGGCCCAACGCUGGCGUUAGCGACGCAAAGCUUCGUUCGAAGAAUCCGGUUCCUCAGCGAAAUAGCGUGAAUUACACCGGGAGUUCGCUCCAGGAAGACUUGAUGAAGCUGAUCAAUCCGGAUUACAUUGCGGCCGCCAGUGACGACAACUUCAACGGGGGCUCGCUCGAAAAGAUGCAAAAGGGCAACCCGAACAGUCACAGUCUGGGGAACAUCUCGUCUCUGACGGCCGCGAGCGGUCUCAAACCUAUCCAGCAGCUAACACAAAAGUCACGCUCUCGUGAAGGCAUCAACCUGGGCUCGUCGAACAAUCUGAAGGUGGCGAAGCAGAACGGAAACGGUGGCGGUUCGGAGCAGGAGUCGGAUGUGAUCUUCACGACGGCUCGACCCGCCACGGUGAUUUCGUCCACGACAAGCAACUGCUCCAGCCCGGCCAGCGAGUUGAACAACAAUAGCUCUUCGAGCAACAAACUGCACAUCAACGAGGACCAUCUGAAGAUGUCGCCGAGCAGGAAGCAGCAGAUGAUGGUGGCCGCCGCGGCUGCUGGGGGAAUUUUGAAGAAUAGCUUGAAUGGGGCUGGCGGAUCUGGUGGGAAGAUACCCCUGCCCGACAUGAAGGAGAUGGACUGGAGCAGUCUGGUCGACACGGCUACCAAAGCAAUGACGCAGCUCACCGAGUCCGCCUCCAAGUCCCACCCGCAGGGCAACGUGUACUACGACGACAUCAACCAAGUGCUGAACGGAGUAGUUCAACAACAGCAGCAGCAACAACAACAGCAAAAUUCGUUGCAAAUCCCACCGCUUCAGAAUGGUUCCGGAACGCCGGUCUUCUCCGAGCUCUCCUCCACCCCAAGCUCGGUCUCGCCGGUCUCGACUGGAAGUGGAAGCACCGCCAGCAACAGCAACCAGCAGCAGUCCAUGAUGCAGAACAGUCACAGCUUGCCGGAGCUGCAAUGCCAGGUGACCCAGCUUUCGGAUCGGGUUCUGCGAGAGCAACGCCGCCGACGAUCACUCGAGCAUGCCGUCCGUCGGCUGACCGAGGAGAACCGCCGGCUGCAGGACGAAAGCCAGGCUGCGGUUCAACAGCUGCGCCGCUUUACCGAGUGGUUCUUCCAGACCAUCGACCGGCAGUCUUAAACUCAUACACAUACACACACACGUGCACGCGUGCUUAGCCAAUAGCGUCUUCCAAAGUUUUUUCUCACACUCAUAUUUAGCCAACAACAAGCAAUCACACACCUGUUUCUUAUAUAGGCAGUUAUUUAACCACGUUUACACGACCGUUAGCCCUUUGGUCAAGCUCUUUAUAGAACGUAUUUUUAAACUUACAUCAACACGUACCAACUUACAAUCGCAACUUAUCGAGCUAGACAAAUUUGCUAUAAAACUCUGCAACGUUACAAUAAGUUUUGUAUCUCUUGGGUGACCAAAAAUGUAAUAUUAGUGAAAAUAUAUAACGUAAAACAAAACAGUAACAAUCAAAAGCAAAAUUGAAACAACACCAAUAUAAUGCGUCCUUCUUACAUAAUAUAUACACACACACCAGUCUUAUUAGUGCAUUAAGUCAAGUAGAUUGAACUAUUUAUACACUUUUUGCUAGUGCGGUUAUUACAUUUUCUAACAAACAUUUACACACGUGUAUUUAAAGCGAACCCCAGCGUAAUUUAACUUCUUGGAUUUGUAGGAUUACAACUCAUUAAAAACAACGGAAACAUACCAAAUACAGCCUCCUUAAAUCGUGUAAAAUCUGUUAAUUUAAAGCGUAUAUUAUUUGUGGUUAAUUCUAUUUUUACGAUAAGACAAACUGCUACUAGUUUAAGACGUUGUUGAACUCUUCGCUGUAAAGCUGUAUUUUGAACUCGGUUAAGCUUCUUCCUUUGUCUGUACGCUAGUUUGUAACUAUGACCUGGUUAGUUUUACGCACUUUGUUGUAAGAAACAAAACAAAAUCUUAUCUAUGUUGUACUUUACUGUAAAUUUAAAAUGUAUGAGGUUUAUUUAAGUUAAACUAUAGAUUUACCCUGAUCUAUUCUGCCUUGAGAGCGAUCAAAAUUCGAAAAUCGGUUGUAUAAUCGCGCGUAGUGAUUUAGAUGAACGCAGACUUACUCUUAUGCUAUUGUAAUAAUUGAAACACAUACACAACAUACACAUGUACUCGUACACAUCCAAUCAAUAUCGAGCUAUUCACACAUUCAAUCCAUUGAAAUAAAUGCAAAAUGUUAAAAAAA
This is a messenger RNA of Culex quinquefasciatus (southern house mosquito), 7574 nucleotides long. Its product is annotated as signal-induced proliferation-associated 1-like protein 2. Gene Ontology annotation, cellular component: cytoplasm. NCBI's taxonomy places the organism in Eukaryota, Metazoa, Arthropoda, Insecta, Diptera, Culicidae. Gene Ontology annotation, biological process: activation of GTPase activity; regulation of small GTPase mediated signal transduction. The record is from RefSeq and is a predicted model, not a curated record. The transcript is spliced from 3 exons. Bases 1526 to 6484 code for a protein of 1652 amino acids. Gene Ontology annotation, molecular function: GTPase activator activity; protein binding.